Messenger RNA from Trifolium pratense (red clover), 3060 nucleotides. RefSeq names its product protein IMPAIRED IN BABA-INDUCED STERILITY 1-like. Lineage: Eukaryota; Viridiplantae; Streptophyta; Magnoliopsida; Fabales; Fabaceae. Gene Ontology annotation, cellular component: cyclin-dependent protein kinase holoenzyme complex; nucleus. Gene Ontology annotation, biological process: positive regulation of transcription elongation by RNA polymerase II; protein phosphorylation. The record is from RefSeq and is a predicted model, not a curated record. Gene Ontology annotation, molecular function: ATP binding; cyclin-dependent protein serine/threonine kinase activity; RNA polymerase II CTD heptapeptide repeat kinase activity. The transcript has 9 exons. Bases 668 to 2683 code for a protein of 671 amino acids.
GGAUUUGGAUUCCAUGCAGUCAUGCAGUUGCAGAAGAUCUGAUCGUUCAAUUAAGAUAAGAAUGUUCGGACUUAAAAUAAUAUUAAUUGGAUGACCAGAUCUUCUCUGACUGACAGCAGACGUGUAUGCCAUCCGGAUUCGAAACAAAACAUAUGUAACUACUAGUCUUCAUAUUGUGACACGCGCUCUAUUCUAGAACCAAUCAAACCCAUGCAAAUUUUCUUUGUUUCAUACACAAAGAAACCAAACCAACGUAUUAAUUACAUUUCAAUUUGCAAACAAACAAAAAAACAGUAUUUUCUUCAUUUGCAUUUGAGUUAAUGAAUGAAUGAAUAGUACUUUUCAUAGAAAAGGCAAAUACAUGACAUACAUAGAUUGAUACACAGAAACAGAACAGAUACUAUAACAUAAGAGUGAAUUAUCUUUAUGUUUUUCCGCUGAUUUCGGUGCUUUGUUUUUGUGAGCCAGACUCAUUAAAAUUCCAACAUCAUAAUCUCUCCGCAAUUUCAGGAAAAACAAAAAGUGACAGACAGAAACAAAGCUUUCUGCUAUUGUUCGUGUUGUGCGGUGCAUUACAGUAUCAAACAAACCAAACCCAUUUUCACAUUCAUUCUUAAACAGUUGAAGGUGUUGUCUUUCUUUCAUCAGAGUUGAUGAGGCAACAUUCAUGGGUUGUGUGUUUGUGAAGCAAGGGGUGUCUGUGACACCUGCCAUUGACCACUCAGUUGACUCAGAGAGGAAUAACAGUAUAAAGAAGAAGAAUAAGAAGAGUAAUGAGUCGUUUGGAGUUAGUUGGAGUGAGGUAGGUGAGUCAGGGAGAACCAGUUUGAAUGGUGAAACUGGGUCUUUGAGUUUCAGGUUAGGGAAUCUCAGUAAGUAUGUUGAAGGAGAACAAGCUGCCGCCGGUUGGCCGGCUUGGAUCACCUCCGUUGCCGCCGAAGCUAUUCAUGGUUGGGUUCCUCUCCGUUCUGAUGCAUUUGAAAAACUUGACAAGAUUGGGCAGGGAACAUAUAGCAGUGUUUUCCGAGCGAAGGAGAUUGAGACGGGGAAGAUAGUGGCUUUAAAGAAGGUGAGAUUUGACAAUUUUGAGCCAGAAAGUGUGAGGUUUAUGGCACGAGAAAUAUUGAUUCUUAGAAGGCUUGAUCAUCCCAAUAUCAUUAAACUGGAAGGCUUGAUUACUUCAAGAUUGUCUUGUAGCAUCUACCUUGUAUUUGAGUACAUGGAGCAUGAUGUUACAGGGCUCUUGUCAAAACCAGAAAUCAACUUUACUGAAGCACAGAUCAAAUGCUACAUGAAACAGUUGUUAUCUGGUCUUGAGCACUGUCACUCAAGGGGUGUAAUGCACCGGGACAUUAAAGGGUCAAAUCUUUUGGUGAAUAAUGAAGGGAUAUUAAAGGUAGCAGAUUUUGGAUUGGCGAAUUUCUGUAGUUACGGGAACAAGCAGCCACUAACUAGUCGCGUUGUCACAUUAUGGUACCGUCCUCCAGAACUUUUGCUUGGUUCAACAGAUUAUGGUCCAUCUGUGGAUAUUUGGAGUGUUGGUUGUGUCUUUGCAGAGUUACUAGUUGGGAAGCCUAUACUUAAGGGAAGAACAGAGGUUGAACAAUUGCACAAAAUUUUCAAGCUUUGUGGCUCUCCGCCAGACGAAUACUGGAAAAAGACCAGACUUCCUCAUGCAACUUUGUUCAAGCCACAACAACCAUAUGAUAGUUGCCUAAGAGAAACAUUUAAAGAUUUUCCUGCAACCAGUGUAAAUUUGUUACAAACACUUCUUUCUGUUGAACCAAACAAACGCGGAACUGCUUCAUCUGCUCUCUCGUCGGAGUAUUUCAAAACAAAACCUUAUGCAUGUGACCCAUCAAGCUUACCAGUAUACCCACCUAGCAAAGAGAUCGAUGCAAAACACGAGGAGGAGACAAAAAGGAAAAAGAUUGCUGGGAGAGUUGGUGGACCUGAAUCAAGAAGAACAUCAAGAAAGCCAGCAAGACCGAAUAAAUUACCCCUUGCACCGGAUUUGAAAAGUCAAAUUCAAACUACACAAAAAAUAGAUGUUAAAGAAGAGAACACUAACAUAUGUGAUGAGGCAUCAAAGCCAUCCAAUGGUAAAGCAGAAGAUGAUUCUCAUAUGAAGAAUGCAUCUCAAGCAGAUGUUCCCUUUCAUGGACCAUUACAAGUUUCAAAAUCAAGUGGAUUUGCAUGGGCAAAAAGGCGUAAAGAUGACACUACUUCAAUUAGAUCCCACACUCGAUCUAUUUCUAAAGGACAUAUAUUUAAUUCAUUAGAAACUUCUACAAUAAAUUCAAGGGAAGUUUCUGAUGAUAAUAGAAACAAUGAAAAUAAGGAAGUUUUUGGGGAACGCACCAGCUCAAGAGGCCGUGAUCUAUUUGAAAUUUCUAAGCUAGUAAUGCAAAAUCAAUGGAGUAAGUUUGACCGCCCGGAUUCCUUUGAUACUUCUGAAGAGUACCACUCACAAGAACUGUCUAUGAUGGUUUAUCAUAGAGAAGAUUCACUGUCCAGGAGAAGUAACAGGAGUUAUCAGGAUCAAGGAGAGAAAGUUGAAUUUUCAGGGCCUCUAAUAUCUCAAAUGCAUACAGUUGAUGAGCUCUUAGAAAGACAUGAGCGCCACAUUCGGCAUACAGUCCGAAGAUCAUGGUUUCAGAGAGGUAAAAAGCGUGGGAAUUAAAGUAACAACAAAUCUAAUAUUUUAUUCGUAUGGCAUUACGGAAGGAUAUAGAUGAUAGGUCCCUCGAUAUGGAGUCAAAAUGUCCUUGCAAAAGCGCAACCUCCACCGCCCCAAGCUCAAUGCUGUGACUGUGAAGAACAAAGGAACAUCAGGAUGUACAGUGUAUACAGCAGCAUGAGUUGUUACCUAAGAGCUUUAAACACCAAUUUGAGCAUAGCUUUCAUUUUUCACAGUUCUUUUAAACUUCAAAGGAAUCAGAUAUAGUAAUUUUUCAAUCAAGGAGAGUUAGCAUAUACUACUUAGCAGAAGCACAAUUUUGAUGUAUUCCACUUCCACAUUCCUCAAAUUUUUAUGCUUUUUCAAAAUCUUACAGUUCA